This is a messenger RNA of Pelodiscus sinensis (Chinese soft-shelled turtle), 8581 nucleotides long. It is a transcript of the gene CLOCK, whose product is annotated as clock circadian regulator. The record is from RefSeq and is a predicted model, not a curated record. Gene Ontology annotation, biological process: regulation of transcription by RNA polymerase II; circadian regulation of gene expression. Gene Ontology annotation, cellular component: CLOCK-BMAL transcription complex; cytoplasm; nucleus. Gene Ontology annotation, molecular function: DNA-binding transcription factor activity, RNA polymerase II-specific; protein dimerization activity; E-box binding. NCBI's taxonomy places the organism in Eukaryota, Metazoa, Chordata, Testudines, Trionychidae.
UGUUGUUAUAUCAGUUCUCUCUUGGCAGGGUAACUGCGGUGAUUAACGUUGUCAAAAAAAACCCCUCUCCUUAUUGGGCAUGCGCACCUUCUUAGCGCAGCUUGUAGUUUCCUUCUGCGCCUCCCGCCCUGCCAUGGCGGUGAGAGUCACUGCACCUCCGGAUAAAAUGAUGCUUCUCACCCAAGGCUGAUGUGAGGGGAGGUUUAUUAACGGUAGCGAAGCACCCGGCUCCCACAGCGAGGGCGGCGGAAGAGACAGGGCUGCAGUGAAGGGCUGAGGGUUUGCAGGUGGCUCUGGACCAGCCCCGGGCUACGCGGUGCCCGGCUGUUUUCUGCCAAGCAGCGGGUCCCCCGCGCCGUCUCCAUUUCUUCCUCCCACCGAGAUGCGCUGGUGGGCGGCAGCGGAGAUGUGGCCGCCGCCCCUCCGGGGGCGCAGAGCGGGGCAGUCCCUAAGCCGGGCUCACCGGGGCUCUGCCCUCCGCUGCCUCACGCUCUCCUGACCGCACGCGCUGACUCGGGAGCCGGGGGCGGCCGGGAGACCCGCCUCUAGGAGAGAACGGUGCUGGGCAGGGUGACGUGCGAGGCAGCUCUUGAGACCCGCUCGGACCUCGCCCUCUGGCCUGCAGCCACUGCCUCUAGGUGCGCAGCCCGGCGCAAAGGCGCCAUUUUCUCCUCGCGAGCCACCCGCCUCUCUAGCGGGGUGAUGUGAGGUCAGGGAGCCCGGGUCCCGCUGCGAGCGCGUAGCAGCUCUCGGCGCCGCUGCAGGGAGGCGCUAAAGUGGAGAGGAGUCACAAGGCGCCGUGGGGGACUGCGCAUGCCCAGUAGCUGCGAAGGAGAAUCGAGCCCAGCCGCGGCGGCCUGUAGUAUACACUGGCGCACGCGCAAUGUAGCGGGGCUUAGCCGGUCUGUUGCCGGUAGGCUCUGGCGACGCAUGCGCAGUGCUGGCGGCGAGGGAAUCACAGGCCUGGCUGCUGCUGGAGGAGGCGCUGGGCUGUCGGUGGGGUUGGGACCAGGCGCAGGAAGCAGAGUCCCGCACACUGCGAGCAGCCCCAGGCGGCGCGCGGAGCCGGUUGCUGAAACUGAAAAGCAGAGUGCAGCCAGUACCUGACAUUUGCAUGGAACUUUUGGAAAAUUACUGCAAUGCUGUAAAUCAGAAUCUCAGUUAAGUUUGUGCAGAGUUUAAUGCUCUUCUGUAGAAGAGGAUUGUUUAAACCCACGUUCAUCUGAAGGAUCAGUGUUUAUCCUAAAUAUCAGAGUUUAAUGUCCCAAAAAGUAUAAGAGGCAGACAUACAAAUGUCUACCACAAGAUUAAAGUGUGACAUGUUAUGUUCUUUACCAUAAGGACCCAUAAAAUGAGCACCAUUACAGACAGACAUCAGGGGGUUCCUGUGGACAUAGAACAGACAAACGAGGCCCUUCCUUUCCGUGCUGUGCUUCAUUCUCAUCUAAGGCAGAGAUGAUGGUAGUAUUUUUGAUGGGCUGGUGGAGGAAGAUGACAAGGAUAAAGCUAAAAGGGUGUCUAGAAACAAGUCUGAAAAGAAACGUAGAGAUCAGUUUAAUGUUCUCAUCAAAGAGCUUGGUUCCAUGCUUCCGGGUAAUACUCGGAAGAUGGAUAAAUCCACUGUAUUGCAGAAAAGCAUUGACUUUUUACGGAAGCACAAAGAAAUCACUGCACAGUCAGAUGCCAGUGAAAUUCGACAGGACUGGAAACCUACAUUCCUUAGUAAUGAAGAGUUCACACAGUUAAUGUUGGAGGCUCUUGAUGGCUUUUUUUUAGCAAUCAUGACAGAUGGAAGUAUAAUAUAUGUGUCUGAAAGUGUAACUCCCUUACUUGAACAUUUGCCAUCUGAUCUUGUGGAUCAGAGUAUAUUUAAUUUUAUCCCAGAGGGGGAACAUUCAGAGGUUUAUAAAAUACUGUCUACUCAUCUUCUGGAAAGUGAUUCAUUGACCCAAGAAUAUUUAAAAUCAAAAAAUCAACUAGAAUUUUGUUGCCAUAUGCUGCGAGGAACAAUAGACCCAAAAGAACCACCUACAUAUGAAUAUGUAAGGUUUAUAGGAAAUUUCAAGUCUUUGAAUAAUGUCUCCAGCUCCGCACACAACGGAUAUGAAGGAACUAUCCAGCGGUCCCAUCGGCCUUCCUAUGAAGACAGAAUUUGCUUUGUCACUACAGUUAGGUUAGCUACACCUCAGUUUAUCAAGGAAAUGUGCACUGUUGAAGAACCCAAUGAAGAAUUCACAUCUAGACAUAGUUUAGAAUGGAAGUUCCUAUUCUUGGAUCACAGGGCACCUCCAAUAAUAGGCUAUUUACCAUUUGAAGUUCUGGGGACAUCGGGCUACGAUUACUAUCACGUAGAUGACCUAGAAAAUCUGGCAAAAUGUCAUGAACACUUAAUGCAAUAUGGAAAAGGGAAGUCAUGUUAUUACAGGUUCCUGACAAAGGGGCAGCAGUGGAUUUGGCUACAAACACAUUACUAUAUUACUUAUCAUCAGUGGAAUUCCAGGCCAGAGUUUAUUGUCUGUACACAUACUGUAGUAAGUUAUGCAGAAGUUCGAGCAGAAAGACGAAGAGAACUUGGUAUUGAAGAGUCUCUUCCAGAGAUAGCAGCAAAUAAAAGUCAGGACUCUGGGUCUGAUAAUCAUAUAAACACGGUCAGCCUCAAAGAAGCUUUGGAAAGAUUUGAUCACAGCGGUACACCUUCAGCUUCCUCCAGGAGUUCAAGGAAAUCAUCGCAUACUGCAGUCUCAGAUCCUUCAUCAGCAACGCCGACAAAAAUGACAAUAGACACUAACACUCCUCCAAGACAAAACUUAUCUGGUCAUGAAAAGACUGCACCAAGGAGGUCAUCGCUUAGUAGUCAGUCCUUAAACGCCCAAUCUGUUGGACAACCAUUAGCACAGCCAAUGAUAUCUCAGCCUGCAACUUUACAGAUCCAGCCAGGCAUGCCCCAGCCUAUGUUUCAGUUUUCAGCCCAAUUGGGAGCCAUGCAGCACCUAAAGGACCAGUUGGAGCAAAGAACACGAAUGAUAGAGGCAAAUAUUCAUCGGCAGCAAGAAGAGUUGCGUAAGAUUCAAGAACAGCUUCAAAUGGUCCAUGGUCAAGGGCUUCAGAUGUUUUUGCAGCAAUCAACUCCUGGAAUAAACUUUGGUUCUGUGCAACUUACUUCUGGAAAUUCUUCUAGCAUUCAGCAGCUUGCACCAAUAAACAUGCAAGGUCAAGUUGUUCAGGCUAAUCAAAUUCAAGGUGGUAUGAACACUGGGCAUAUUAGUACUCAGCACAUGAUACAGCAGCAGCCUUUGCAGAGUACAGCAACACAGCAUACACAGCAAAAUCUACUUAGUGGACACAAUCAACAGACUUCUCUUACCAAUCAAUCACAGAAUACACUUUCUGCCCCCUUGUAUAACACUAUGGUGAUUUCCCAGCCAACAACAGGAAAUGUGCUCCAGAUUCCAUCUAGUUUACCACAAAACAAUAACCAGAGUGCUGCAGUAACUACUUUCACCCAGGACAGACAGAUCAGGUUUUCUCAAGGUCAGCAGCUUGUCACAAAAUUAGUCACUGCCCCUGUAGCAUGUGGAGCGGUAAUGGUUCCAAGCACUAUGUUUAUGGGACAGGUGGUGACCGCCUACCCCACUUUUGCUGCACAACAGCAGCAGACACAGACAUUAUCAAUGACACAGCAGCAGCAACAGAGUCAGCAAGAGCAACAACAGCAGCUCAGUACAGUUCAGCAGUCGUCUCAAGCUCAGCUGGCACAGCAUCCGCAGCAGUUCUUACAGACAUCCAGGAUACUUCAUGGAAAUCAAUCCACUCAACUUAUUCUCUCUGCUGCUUUCCCACUACAACAAAGCACUUUUACUCAAUCACACCACCAGCAGCAUCAAUCUCAGCAGCAGCAGCAACAACUCUCACGACAUAGAACUGACAACAUAACUGAUCCUUCCAAAGUUCAGCCACAAUAGCAUGGGGAUUUGCUUCUUCUAGAAGCAAACAGCAGGGAGGGGCUGCUCCAUAAUCAAUUGCACUGAUGAUAGUAGAGGUAGAAGUCCAAAGGCUUUAUAAAGUACAGUAUUGAGGUCUACUUCUAACUUCUGGGAAUCUGUUUGCAGAAGAAACUACUACAGAAUGUUGUGAAGGUACCUUAGGUACAAAACAGCAAAAGAUAACAGGCACAUGGCCAACUUUGACAGUGUUUUAGUUGUCCCAAUGUUUGUGUUCUAAAGGAUGUGCUGCCACAUAAUAACUUGUCCAGGUCAAGUCUCAAAGCUUCAGUGAACUGAAAAGGGUACUAAAAAUUGGUAUUUUUAGUAGUCCUGUAGGUUUGUCGGUUGUGACCAUUGACAUGUGGUUGCUCAAGAUAAUGCUACAAAUACAGUCCAAAAGACAUUUAAUUUUUUUUUUUCAGAUUAUUAUGGGACAAGUAAAUAUUUUCAGAAUAUUGUGUGGAAUCAGAUUCUGUAUUGUACAGAUGUUGUAAAAUAAUGUGUAUAUGUCUGGAUAAAAGGAGAGAGCAAAAAUAUUUUAUAUGAUGCAUGAAAAUGUAAUCUUGUUGUUUGUAGCUUUGAAUAUGUUUCCCUAAAUUCUCACCAUGCUCAGACUAAUAUUUUCCUCUUUUGCCCUUUUGUUUACAACAUGAUGCAUCAUAAUUUUCACCUUUAAUGUGGGCACAAGUCUCUUGUUUGUGCUUUGUCUGCGAUGUCACAGUUUGUUCAGUGAGGUAUAGUGUGCUGGUCAGUGGACUUUCUGGAGUUAAAUUAUUGAUGAAACUUUUAUCUGAUGGUCACGCAUCAGGGUUCAAGACAUUCAGAUUUCAGAAAUAUCAUCCAUUAUUUCACAAUUAUUCAUUGUUUUUGAUUGAAAAUAGGAAUUUGCACUGCUUUAUUGUUGAUGGUUUGGAAUUUUACUCCCCAAUGCUAUCUUUUGAUAUAGAUCAUAGUUGGAAAUAUUUAUGUAAAAGGUUUAAAAAAACUCAUGAAAGUAAUUUUCAAGAAUGUGUCAGUUAUAGGAGUAAUUUGCACAACAAUAUAUUUACACUUAACAUUUUAGGCACUUUUUAACCACCUCUGUGGUGAGAAUUGUAACUUGUUAAAAUAUGUUGGAAUCUUUUUAUUCUCCUUUUAAAAAUUAGAUCUUUCUUUAGUCAGAACUGAUUCAGGGUUAUUUUAAAACAAGAAACCCAUAGUGCCUUGAUUUUAAUUCAGGUGAUAACAUUGAACAUCUUGAAUUAUGUUGUCUUGAAUCUGUUACAAUUUUACAAUUUUGAAGUCUUAGUGCAAUCUCAACAAAAGGUGUGUCAACUUCAUAGCUUUAUCUCAUUUCGUUCAUGUAUACAAGUAUUUUAACAGUUGUCUGAGUCAUGAGUAUUUUUAAAAGGAGUGGCUCCCCCCUCAAACAGUAAAAUGGAAAUUGAUAUUAAAUGAUUUACCUAUAAAAUAUAAAGGCAGGGGCUGUGCUCUUUAGUAAGCUGAUACUUUUUAAUUAGAUCAGAUCCAAAUUUACUUUGACUGGAAUUUAAUGGAAAAAUAAAGGGGAUUAGGACUGCAUGUUUAACACUGAGUAUUGAUUUGUAAGGGAUACCACUAAAUUAAGACUUCAGAAGGCAACCUCACUUCUUAAAGAUAAUAAAAAGUUCCAACAGAAAUUAUUUGCUAUUUUUAAAUGUUCAGUAGAUUUCUAUGGUACUAAUUCCUACAAACUACAUCUGCAGAGUAAAGUGAGUUAAUACCAAGCUAGACUACCAAAGUAGACUUGGUAGUUAAGAGAAAAUUAAUUAAAUUUAAGACUGAGGAGGGAAUGUUUUUAGUCAAGAAGAUGAAUUUAAAUUAAGAGUAUUAGGGAGAGCUGUAUGAAUGUAAUUAAAUUAUGGUUUAAUAUUAAAUAAUAGAAACAGUUUGAUUGUAUUAUUGGGUGAACAAAGCUGACUUAAAGGUAGAGCUAAUUUAGUGAGCACUAGAUUCAGUUAUUUUUUUGAGGCGUCUUCCUAAAAUUAGCCUUGCCUCUCCACUGUCAUCUCUUCAUCAGAAUAGCCCCCACGCUCCAAAUGAUAAAACAGCAGAUCAAUAGUGGACCCUGGAAGAAUCACAUUGGAAAAGGGAGGUGGGCAUAAGAGGUAAAGAACCAAAGAGAAUUGGAUUGGUUUCUGCUGUAGGAAGCCUCUUGCAACAAGGAGCAGGACAGGUACAAAUAUUAAACAUAUCCAGGAAACUUUCCAUCUCUAUGCUCUUUAAAGGGAUUUCUGUCAUUCCCUGAACCAGUACUAUUGUAAGAAACACAUUUUUUAAGCUAUAGAAAAGCAAAACUGCAUUGAAUUUUUUUUUAUUUCAAAUUGCCUUGCUUAAUCCUGCCAUACCGUUCCGCCUGUAUCCAAAAUUUAAGCUGCAUUGACCAGAGGUCCAUUCCAUAAAGACUUUUAGUGGGAAAUAGACCUGGUAGAUAAAAGUUUUGACUUAAUUACAAUAAAAUAGCACUAAAGAAAAUUGGGAGAGCUUUAAUAUUACUCUUAGAAUUAUAGUAUGGUGGUAAAACUAGCUAACAGGCUGAAACAUUUGCAGUUACAGAAAAAGAGCAUAACCAGCAGACAGCUGAGGGUUUUAAAUAUAAGAUUCACUCAAACCCCCUUUCAACCAAAAAAAAUACUGUGGAAGAUCAGACAAUAAAAAGGCAGCCUAACCUAGGUGUGAGGAUUUUUUAAUUGACGUAGCUAUUGGAAGAAGAUUAAGAGGAAACAUUCUGUAUUUCUAUGAAGAAGCCUUCCAUAAGCUCAGAGGGAGAAGUCAUCCAAAAACGAAGCUAUGAUUUCCUGUUAGCUGAUAAAGAGAAAUGGGUGGAGGGAAUCAUUAAAUACAUUUGAAAAGCUUCUGUCACGAUUCAGGCAAAUGUUUAGAAGAAAAAACUGAGAAAGCACACAGUAUUUCACUGUCUCAAUUGGUGUGGAUGCUUUCCUUCUGUUUCACUGAUUAUUAAAUGAUUUGUGUCCAAAUGAGCUUACUUCUACUCCUAUUAAAGUCAAUUGCAAAACUCCAUUGACUUCACUGAGAAGAAAAUGGGCCCCAAUCUGUUCUCUCAUCCAAUCAGCCUGUUUCUGCCCAGCUUAUUUGCUGGUCUGGCAAACCUGUUGUUUGUGACAUCCUAGAUAUCACAGCAGCAAAUGCUAUAAUGUGUACUAUUGCAGAAUGACUCUGACAGGAGUGAGGACGUUGGCUCAGAAGGAGAAAAUGUUGCAUUAUGGUUAAAUGCCUUGGUGACGUACAGUUAAGUAAAAUAUCAUGCUGUAUUUUCUUAAGAGUUUUGAUGAGAAAAUUAAGUUUGCCUGGUUUGGGUGAGAACUCAAGGAAAAGCCUCAGAAUUUCAGAGAGAAAAGAAAUAUAGCUAUUUUUAUAUUAUAUUUAAUAUAUAUUUGUAUAUAAAUAUGAAAAGAUUAUAGUAAGAAUUCUCCAUAUGCCUUCCAUUUUAUGGGAAAGUUUACCUCCUGGUGCGAUGGCUCCAGUGUAUCAAUAUCUUUGUAGACAUUAUGCCUGCUGCCAACCAACAUCAAAGUUAAUUAUCCCAAAUCCUUACAAGGGAUAGGCCCCAGUUCAGCAGUACACCCUAACUGGAAGCAUGUAAGUUAGUCCAGUUUUAGUCAGUGCUGCCAUAGCUUCUGAAUAGGGUCCUUAGUUCUCAGCAGUGCCCAUGCCAGCAAUUUUUCAUGGGUAAAAGAGAAACCCUUGCAAGACUCAAGUAGCACAGUUUUAAAAAGUCUUUGGGAAUAAUGAGAAGCACUUUACUGAAAAGAACCAUUUGGAGAACAGUUAAUUAUUUUAGGCAAUGGAACAGUUCAAAGGGAGCCCAAAGGAAUCAGAAUGUAGAAAAUUGUCAAAAAGAGACAUUUCUGGAAAAUGUUUCUAAAUGCGGUGAUCCUUUGAGGCUCUAAGUCUGAGAUUAAAAAGGCAUCUAAAAAUGGUUUGUUUUGUUUUAAUAUGGCCUUGAGAGAGGCUAAAUCUACAUAAAUAUUAGCUUCUGUUAGAGUUUUAUUUGAAAGUUGCACAACUGCCUGUGAGAGAAAUGAUCAGGAGGCAUAUUAGCCUGUUCAGUCAUUCUAAACAGCCCCUGGGGUUAUAAUUUGCAUUAAAAUAUGUGUAGAGGGUUUACAGCUGUGGCCUUUAGUAGACUACUGCAGUCACCAAUUCUAGAAUAACUAGUAUUCUUACAGAUGAAACCAGAUGUAGUUAUGAGUGUAUUUUAAGUGUUAUGGCAUCAUGCAGUGUUAGUACAUGCAUGUUAGAUUCAUAAGUGUCUCCAUUUGAAACCAUUCUUGAAACAAGAUACACUUUGAGAAUGACUGGGGAAAUUAUUAUUUUUGGCUGAAAGGGAGAGACUUUUUUUUACUCAUCCCCAGUGGAAGAUGUUAAAAGCUAUUUGAAAAUAAUUGGGAUAAAGAAUUUUGUAUGCAUUAUAUUUGAAGUUAAAUGUUGAAUGACUCAUAGUAAAUGAGAACAAUUUUGAGAUUUUUAAAUUAAAUGUUUGUCCAUGAGACUUUUUAAUAUCCUGAUUUUAACACUACAUUCCUUGUUUUUUUUCUUUAAUAAACAAGUAAUUUACA